Messenger RNA from Tribolium madens (black flour beetle), 597 nucleotides. RefSeq names its product endocuticle structural glycoprotein SgAbd-4-like. The transcript is spliced from 2 exons. Gene Ontology annotation, cellular component: chitin-based extracellular matrix. NCBI's taxonomy places the organism in Eukaryota, Metazoa, Arthropoda, Insecta, Coleoptera, Tenebrionidae. Gene Ontology annotation, molecular function: structural constituent of chitin-based larval cuticle. Bases 6 to 530 code for a protein of 174 amino acids. The record is from RefSeq and is a predicted model, not a curated record.
CCACCAUGCAAUCAUUUGUAGUAAUUUUGGCGGUCGUUAGUGCCGCCGCCGCCGCUCGUCUCGACAACUUAUACCUGCCUCCCUCUUCCGGGGGCGGCGGCUCAAGUUUCGGGGGCGGCGGCACACUCGGAGGCAAGUCUCCGUCCCCCGGAGCCGCUAUUCCAAUUUUGAAACUGGAAAACGUCAACAACGGCGAUGGGAGUUACAAUUGGGCUUACGAAACCGGAAAUGGGAUUGCGGCUGACGAAAGGGGCCAAUUGAAAAAUGCCGGAUCAAAAAACGAAGCCCAAUCUGCGAGUGGAUCUUUCAGUUAUACCGCCCCCGAUGGUCAAAAAAUAACGGUUUCGUAUAUUGCUGACGAAAAUGGUUUCCAACCGCAAGGGUCUCAUUUGCCCACGCCGCCCCCAAUUCCGGAGGCUAUUCUGAAGUCGCUUCAGCAGAUUAAGGCUAGUGGGGGUGGGCAAUAUAGUGUGCCUGCCGGUGCUGGGGCUUUGCCCCUUCAGCCCACGCAGGGUGGGUACAGAUACUAAUUUUUGAUGUAAAUUAUUGUGAGUUAAAUGUGAAAAAUAGUACAAUAUAAAUGAAUUUGAUAAUUUA